CAGUGUAAUAGGGCUUCCCAUCCCACCCGUGGCCUCGAGAUCCUCUUCGGCUGCGUUGUCCGUGGUCGCGAGGAGACCACCAAGCUCGAGGGAGAUCAUCGAUACAAGAAGCUCUCGUCAAUGACGCUCGGUGGUUCCGGUGGAUCUGGCGUCGUCGUUCCUAGGAACUUCAGAUUGCUUGAAGAGCUCGAACGAGGAGAGAAGGGCAUAGGAGAUGGGACUGUAAGCUAUGGCAUGGAUGAUGGAGAUGACAUUUACAUGCGCUCAUGGACCGGAACAAUAAUCGGUCCCCAUAAUACGGUCCAUGAGGGUCGCAUCUAUCAGCUGAAGUUGUUCUGUGACAAGGACUAUCCAGAUAAACCACCCAGCGUCCGAUUCCACUCGCGCAUCAACAUGACCUGUGUCGAUCCUGAUUCAGGAGUGGUAGAUCCAAAAAAAUUUUUAGUUCUGGGGAACUGGCAACGUGAUUACACAAUGGAGUAUAUUCUAACACAUCUUAAGAAAGAAAUGGCGGCAUCAUAUAAUCGUAAAUUAGUUCAGCCUCCGGAGGGCACUUACUUCUAAGACAAUGAAUGGUUCUCACCAUUGCAUAUUUGGAUCGAAAUCAACUGGCAUGUAUCGUUUAAUCAAUGAACAUAAGUUUGUUUAUUUCAUGCUCAGUAUUGUAGUUUGCCUGGUUAUAUAUUUCCGUGUAGACUGUGCACUAAUGCUAAAGUGCAACCUUAUAUGUAUUGCCCAAGUCUCUUGUUUGCG
Molecule: messenger RNA, 753 nt
Organism: Musa acuminata subsp. malaccensis (wild Malaysian banana)
Lineage: Eukaryota; Viridiplantae; Streptophyta; Magnoliopsida; Zingiberales; Musaceae
Product: ubiquitin-conjugating enzyme E2 variant 1C
Biological process (GO): protein K63-linked ubiquitination; DNA damage tolerance
Cellular component (GO): nucleus
Source: RefSeq, a predicted model, not a curated record